Messenger RNA from Conger conger (European conger), 4401 nucleotides. RefSeq names its product ERBB receptor feedback inhibitor 1. The transcript is spliced from 4 exons. Gene Ontology annotation, biological process: negative regulation of epidermal growth factor receptor signaling pathway; regulation of keratinocyte differentiation. Bases 239 to 1846 code for a protein of 535 amino acids. Gene Ontology annotation, cellular component: extrinsic component of cytoplasmic side of plasma membrane. The record is from RefSeq and is a predicted model, not a curated record. Lineage: Eukaryota; Metazoa; Chordata; Actinopteri; Anguilliformes; Congridae.
UUGUUUCAAUGUGAAUGUUUUCCGCAAAACAGGCGCUGGAGUUUGACAGUAAACUACGUAUUAGUGCGUACACACAAUAGUUGGGUAACAGUACUGACAGGAUAUACUACAACUCUGUCCGGCAAAACAAAGGAUCAGCUCGGGCAUGAAAUAAACACACGGACUACUGAGAGUACAACGAUUACUGCAAUAUUUAUAAGGUAUGCCAGCUAGGCUAACGGGGACCUUCUCGGCUUGAAUGCGACCAAACGGCAGCUGGAUUAUGUCCACAGCAGGCCUGAGUACACGGGAGAUCCCAGUGGCCCUGAAGAGCGCCUUCUCACACGGCAUCACCAUGGCCAGCACCAAGCCCUUCUGGGAGGAGCACCACGACUUCAACAACUUAUAUUUUAGCCUUGAUGCGCCCGCCACCAUGGAGUACAACCUGAAGGCCCAGCAGCAAGUCCCCGUCUCCGGUGGCUUUGAGCGACCAGGGUCGCAACCAGAUUCCAUGCACAGCCCCGGCGCCCAGCGCCUGCCCCCCAAGAAGUCUCGCCCGUCGCAGCUCAUCCUGUCCUCCUGCCCGGACCCCUGCGCUCCCCGCUCGCCCGAGGGCGACCAGGUGGUCCCCUCCUUCCAGAGACUGUCGGUGUACGAGCGCACGCCACCCCCGCUGACGCCCAGCCGGGGCACCAAGCCUCUGCCGCCGCUGCCCGGGCCCGCGGACCUGUCGUCGGACGAGGCCGUGGACCACGAGGUGGAGUUCUUCACCAGCGCGGACGACAGCCGCCGCCUGGUCCCCGAGCCCUGCCCCAAGCCGCUGGCCUUGCGCUACGGCACGCCCGGCCGGCGCAGCUUCCGCGGCUGCGGCCAGAUCAACUACGCCUACUUCGAGGGUCCCAGCAUCCGCGAGCAGCAAGCCCCGCAACAGCAGGCCCAACAGCAGGCCCAACAGCAGGCCCAACAGCAGGCCCACCAGCAGGCCCACCAGCAGGCCCACCAGCAGACUCACCAGCAGGCCCAACAGCAGGCCCAACAGCAGGCCCAACAGCAGGCCCAACAGCAGGCCCAACAGCAGGCCCAACAGCAGACCCAACAGCAGGCCCAACAGCAGGCCCAGCAGCAGACCCACCAGUCGGCCCAACAACAGACCUACCAGCCGGCCCAACAACAGACCCACCAGCCGGCCCCGCUGGAGCAGAGCGAGGUGCAGCAGAAUGAGGCCUCCCCCAGAGACUGCCCGAGGCAGCAGGCCCGGCCCCAGCGCAAGCUCCGGCGCUCCCACUCCGGGCCCGCCGGCUCCUUCAACAAGCCCGCGUCGCUCCGGCUGUCCUGCCACCACCACGGCGCCUACUCCCAGGACAAGCCCGAGGUGCCCCCCCGCGUCCCCAUCCCGCCGCGGCCCCUCAAGGCCGCCGACUACCGCCGCUGGUCCGCCGAGGUGACCUCGGGCGGCUACAGCGACGAGGACCGGCCCCCCAAAGUGCCGCCCCGGGAGCCCCUGUCCUGCGGCAGCAGCUCCCGCACCCCCAGCCCCAAGAGCCUGCCCCUGUACCUCAACGGCGUGAUGCCCCCCACGCAGAGCUUCGCGCCCAACCCCAAGUACGUGAGCCGGGGCCUGCAGAGACAGAACAGCGAGGGCUCGGCCGUCACCCGCUCGCCCUGCAUCCUGCCCAUCAUCGAGAACGGGAAGAAGGCCAGCACCACCCACUACUUCCUGCUGCCGCAGCGGCCCGUCUACCUGGACAAGUUCGAGCGCUAUUUCCGGGAGGCGGACUGCGAGUCGGGCGGCGGCGGCGGCAGUUGCCCCUCCGGUGCGGACUGGGACUGCCAGACCAAGCACAAACCCCACGUGCACCUGGUGUAGACGUCGACAAAAGCCUGACGAAUACAAACCGGCAGAGUCUGUGAAUGCUGGAGGCGUGCUGUGUCGGGCUUGCCGGGACGGGAGCCCCUGAUAAAACACUGCUGCUCCAUCACCGUGUCCCCAUCAACAGUCUCAUGAGUGGAAAACCUCCCAAUUGCAUUGGACAGUGUGUAUGGACACCAGACACGCCAAUAUCCCUACAGUUACCCUUCAUAGUUUUUACCCCAGUGGCACACAAACUGUAGCUGUGGGGUGCUAUUAUUAUUAUUAUUUUAUUAUUAUUAUUAGUUAGUAAAAAUGCAGUGAUGACACAGAUGUAGCGUCACUUUUACAAUAUCUACGUGUAGUCGCUCCCUCGGUAGGGCGGAGUGCGUUAAAUCAGAAUGAUUAUUUUUGAUAUUAUUUUUAUUAACAUAGAAACUAUUAGUGUCGUGGUGUAGUCUUGAUAUAAGCUGGACUUGUACCUCAUUUUCCAUUUUUGUUUUGGAUACUGAAUGCUGUACGGAUAGUGUUCACUAAGGUGCUUAGUUACUUGUGAAUUGUACUUCUGCAGUCAUUGCUUGCGAGACGGGUCCGUAAAUGAACCCUGUUCACACACUAGGGGAGGGGAAAGGCAAACGUAUUCAAGAAUUAUAAUGAAGGAUAAUCCCUUGGUCCCUGUCUUCAGUAAUUGUUUUUUCCUGUGUUGAUGUACAUGUAAGAAAUGAAGUGGACCUGCAGUUUUGGUUCAGUCGGUAUGAAGUUAUUCGCUCAGUCCUUUUUGCACGGAUGCACUAUGGGAGUCUACGCUUGCUUCAGAGUAAAGCGGGUACAUGCUUUUCACGAGACUGUUGCAUUGUAGACUUACCUGUCUUACCUGCGUGCGUGCGUGCGUGCGACAGCGUGGAUCUGUUUUCAUUAAGGAUGUUUGUUGUCAGCAUUGCUUCCAUGAAAUGCAUAAACUCAAUUUUCAAAAUAUGCAAGAGCAGGACUCCCUCCUGCCCUCCCAUUAAAGAAUAUGAAGGAUUUGUUUAGAUGGAGUGCCUGGGCAGAUGUGUUUUAUACAGAAGAGUGUCCCGAACUUGAAUGUAAGCCUGUUUUUAUAGCUGUUGUGAAAUGGACUCUAAAGCUGUGAUUUUUUUUUGGCCCUGGAGUCAGUUUCUUCCAGUAUUACCCCUCCACUCUUGUAUAAUUUCCAUAAUUAUUAAUAAUUUAAACUGUUUGUUUUGUUUACUUUUAAAAUAUAAUCUUGAGGUGAAAUUAAAUUUUAAAUCCUUUUAAACCUACGCUCUAAUCGUAAUUUCGUAAUCUCGUUCUAAUACUGAUUUGCAUUUAGCCCAUCCUCUCUCCUCUGCUAUAACCAGGAUUAUCCUGGGGCACUAAUUAAAACGGGGGGAAAAAAUGAACUGGGUGACACUGAACUGAAGAGAUCAGUCUACUGGCAGCCUGACCUCUGCGUUUUCCUUCCUAUAAAAUGGUGGAUGUAGUGGGUGUGGUCACACAUUGUAGUUGCUAGUAGCCAAGAGGAGAAAGACUAAACAUUUUCUACUGCUAUCAUGACAAUCUGGUGUUCUGUUGAAGCCGCUUGGGAUAAAUGGGGAUAACCGUCCAUAACUGCUGAUCUGUAUUGGGUUAUAGGGCAGCUUUUAGCUAGAAUUAGGGCGGCCGACCGGUAGAAUCUCAGUGUCGUUGAUGGUAAAAGAUUCAACAAGGUGUUCAGUGGUUUCAUCGGGUGUGCUCCGUUCAAUCACUGACUGCUGCCCACACUUGGGUUGUCAAUUGGGGGCAAAAGCAUGUUAUCUAACAUUCACCAUUUUGGCUGCUAAAGGUGUACCUGUUUCUGCUUGCAUCUGAUUGACAGGGGUUUCUAAGCUGGCUAAUGGUUCUAAUGGUUCUGUAUUCUUUGCUCUGAGAGAACCACAGUAUGCUUACGCCAUCUUAUUUUUUUUAUUUGGAAAAUUGUUGUUUGCAUCACUACUUUUAAAGGAGGUGCAGCUGGACUGCCAUCCUUUUGUUUUGUUGAACACACCUUUUCAAGCCAAGUUGACCUGCAAUACACUGGCCUGGCCUAAUCAAUGAAGUAUAGACGCUUCCUCAAACCUCUCAAAAAGGUUUCUCUGGGAAAAUUAUAAUUUACACUUGCUUUCACAUUUUCUCAUGUUCCAGUGCUCGAAAUGUAGCUCCUUUUUAUAAUUUUGCGAGGCAACAUAUUUUAAUUGCACACAAGUUUAAGGUCAUCUAAAUACACUGUAUAUUAGUACAGAGACACGGUGUGUGCAAACACAAUUUCGUGAUUUUCUUUUUUUUUUAUGUUAAAGAAACGUGUUUACAUUAUCAAACUGCUAUGUGGUAUUGUGAUUUCAUAACAUGUUGAAGUCUUAUAAACAAACAAAAAUAAAAAACAAUGAAGGCAUGUUCAUCACGAUGAAGACAUUCUGUGCUGUGUUAGAAGCAAAUGCACUGAGAUUGCAGUAUGUUGUAAUGUGUACAGUAUUUGACAAUUCCACUGGCUGUUCUUUAAAAUAAUAUACAUAAUACUCUAUAAAAGGGAAAAAUAAAACUUCUUAUUUAUGAAA